This is a messenger RNA of Leguminivora glycinivorella, 3054 nucleotides long. RefSeq names its product GPI mannosyltransferase 4 (gene PIG-Z). The record is from RefSeq and is a predicted model, not a curated record. Gene Ontology annotation, molecular function: alpha-1,2-mannosyltransferase activity. Gene Ontology annotation, biological process: GPI anchor biosynthetic process. The transcript is spliced from 3 exons. Gene Ontology annotation, cellular component: endoplasmic reticulum membrane. Lineage: Eukaryota; Metazoa; Arthropoda; Insecta; Lepidoptera; Tortricidae. Bases 116 to 2086 code for a protein of 656 amino acids.
AUCUUAUUAUAUCAACAACAUGGGGCUUGUUCGCGGUCGUAAAUUUAGAUUUUAAAUCACUAAAAAGAAAUCUAUUGCUUUUCGUUACUUAUAUUAUAUCUUCCCAACACGCAAAAUGUUUCUAAAAACUACAAUUUUGAAAGCCAUUCCAUUUAAAAAUCCGGUCAAGUUGCCUCUCACGUACUGGAUAUUAGUAGUUAUUCGUUUCGCCCUUACGGUUGCUCCUCAAUUAGGAUAUUUACAUCCCGAUGAGUUCUUCCAGAAUGUGGAAGUCAUGGCAGGAGAUAUUUUCAACAUAGAUGUCGCAAAAACGUGGGAGUUUAACCCGAAAUUUCCGAUCCGCAACAUUUUUGUACCAAAAGUGAUUUUGGGCCCACCACUGCACUUCAUUCGCAUACUCAACCCUUACACGAAAUAUUAUCUUGGUGUAAACUUACGAACACCUUACUAUUUACUUGUUAUCCCCCGUUUAUUUGUUUGUUUAUUGUCAUUUGUUAAUGACUACAGUUUAUAUAGAAUAUGUGUCUUAUACGGUCAAAAUUUUAGAAAUAGACUGGUUAUAUUUGCAAGUUCGUAUAUUGUACUUGUUUAUUGUUGUAGAAGCUUUUCAAAUACUUUUGAAAUGACAUUUUUUUCUGUUCUACUCCUUUUGGUAGCUGAAUGUAUGUUGAAAUCUGAUAAAAUAAUAUAUCAUGAUGAGUUUUUAAGAGAAAAAUAUGAUAAAGCAUCUACUCCAGUUGAGAAGGUUAAAUUGUUUAAGCUGAAAAUGCAUUUACCGGAGCAUUCCUUGAAUCAUGUGUUUAUCCUAGCCACUUUGGUGGUAAUAGGAAUAUUUAACCGUCCAACAUUUGUAGGGUUUGCAUUUCCGCCUAUAUUCUUUUGGUUGCAUCGUGGCUUGGGUUCUAAAGUUGUUGGGUUCAAAGACUUUCAUGUUCGUAUAAUAAUGUUUAUCCUUUGUGGGGUACCAACGGCUCUGCUUCUCAUAUUAGUGGACUCGGGUUACUAUGGUUACUUGACGAUGGCUGAUGUGGAGUCGAUGAAGUGGUCGUGGGAUAACUGGGUGGUGACGCCGCUGAACUUUCUGCGGUACAACUUGGACAUGAAGAACCUCACGCAGCACGGGCUGCAUCCUCGCUGGCUGCACCUGGCGGUCAAUGUGCCUCUGCUGUUUAGUGUGCUGGCGGGGAUGGCUUUCAUCACACUGUCGACUAACACAUACAGGUUCAUCCGCGGCCACUACAGGAAACUGCCCAGGAUCCAAAGCAUCACCGGCUUGAUGCUGUUCUCCCUAGUCAUCCCAGUGGCGCUACUCUCCCUCUUUCCCCACCAGGAGGCUCGCUUCAUCAUCCCCGCGCUAGUACCCCUCGUCUACCUCUACGGCAACAGGCUACAUCCAAACGAAUCGGACCGACCCAGUCACAAAAAACUCAAAAAAAUCUGCUUCUAUAUUUGGUUCAUACUAAAUGCCAGCCUCACUCUUUUUUACGGCUUUAUACACCAGGGCGGUAUCUACUCCUUCGCUAACACUCUACACAGAGAAAUCAAAGGCACGUACGGUACACACACAUACGUAAUAAGCACGCACAGUUACAGUAUACCCUCGUAUUUGCUACAGUUGGAGAGCACGACGAAAGUGUAUAAAGACAGACACACUGGCCACAAAUACAGGCUCACACCAACAACUUUUUUAUACAAAUAUGGGUCUAUGCCUAUGGACGAACUAUUCACAAAAGUGGAUGACGUUCUUACAAACGCCGAAAUGCUGUUACAUGAGUAUAAAAAGCAGUACAGAUUCUACGUUGCCACGCCUUGCUCUUUAGAGCUAGAAUUAGAAGAGGCAGCUAAGAAAUAUUAUUACUUUAAAUUAGUUGAGGACUUUAGGUACUAUCCCCAUUUUUGUACGGAAGCGGUACCUAAGUUUCCAAGUAGCCACGACCAAUCCUGCGUGGAAAGAAAUCUCUUGAUGAACGAAUCUCGAGCGAUAGAUCUGAAUAUGUUCCAGAGAGUCUCAUGUUAUUUUAAUAAGUUUUGCCUUAAGAUUUAUAGAGUUAAAACGGUUGGUAAAUAUGAUAAGAUUGAUAAGUAAUGUUCACUAUAGUGAACAUUACUUAUCAAUCUUAUCAUAUUUUUAUAAAUUUUAUAAUCUCUUUGUUCUCAUUUAGAUAAUUAUAAGAUACAUCACAUCAACAAAAUAUUAUUCUACUUAUUCGGACUGCUUGCUUGUUUAAAUGACGUUAUAAAUCGAUUGAUUAUAUUUUUAUGUGAUAUAGUAAUCUCCAUCAGUCAUCACACAUUAGUAACUAAGAUUUUUGUAAACAUUAUGUUAUAAGACUGGUUUCACAUCACCUAUUUGGAAAGAAUAUUUUUCAUCCCUGGUAGGAGGGAUCAAAGUAACGACACCUGUCUGUACAAAGAAUAAUUAUGUUGUCAGUAUAAGUAACGAAAUGAGUUUACACAAUGUAAUGGAUUAAGUACUAUUUUUUUGUUAAUUAACUUCUCAGACAUAAUUAAUUUCCUCAUAGGUGAUGUGAAAAUCAGUAUGGUAUGUGUCACAUGGUAGCAAAAUAAUGUCUACCUUGGGCGUUAAAACUUGAAUCCCUCACUGCUCAGGAUUCUAUUUCAGAAUCCCUUAUUAUGUUAUUUUGCUCCCUUGUGAUGUGACACAAACUAUUAAUUCUUGAUUGUCAUAUGUCAUAAGUCAUAACGAAUACAUCAUAACAUCACACAUGAUUAUCACAUUCUUAGAAUUACUUUAUGUUGAAAGAAGCAAUAUUUAAUCAAAGCUUUAAUUACUUCAUUCCAAAUGCUCAAUCAUACUCCCAUAAUUUUAGAAAUUAGUUUAUUUUUGCUAUAAAAACGCAUGCUGUAAUGAAGUUAAAAACUUUUUACAAGACUUGUUUAUUUUCGUGUACCUAACUACUAUAUUAUAAUUCUAUUUUAUUUUUGACUGAUAUGUAUUUAGAUUUUAUUCCAAAUAUGUACACAAAUGUACAGAUUUCACAGUGUGAGAACAAUGGACUGCUUUGCUACGAAAUAAACGCUAUUAGCAAGCAA